ACCAGAUUCAACCAAUUGAUCGUGACGACAACAUUAACGUCAGAGGUCGCUUCAGGGUGUUUCGUAAUGGCGAAAGAGGAAGGAGUGAGUGAAGUGAAGUGUUGUAUUUGAUAUUAGCUUAAGCAAUAAAAUCAAAAUAACAAAAUGGAUUCUGAUCGUAAUCGAUUUAGAAAUCCUUUUGGAAGACCAUCCAUGUCCAACACGGGUGCAGCUUUUUCUGUCCUUCCAUCUCAGAAAACUUUUAAGGGUAUUUUAGCAGGUGGUAUAACUGGUGGAAUAGAGAUCUGUAUUACAUUUCCAACAGAAUAUGUUAAAACACAGUUACAGUUAGAUGAAAAAUCUGGAAAACCGAGAUAUAAUGGAAUUGUUGAUGUAGUACGUCAGACUGUCAGACAUCAUGGAAUUUCAGGAUUAUAUAGAGGUUUAAGUGUUUUGUUAUACGGUUCAAUUCCAAAAUCAGCUGUUAGAUUUGGAACGUUUGAAGCAUUGAAAAAACGAAAUUUAGAUGAGAAAGGAAAUCUCCCACCAAGUAGUAGAUUGUUAUGUGGUUUGGGAGCAGGAGUAAUGGAAGCUAUUUUUGCUGUUACACCAAUGGAAACUGUUAAAGUAAAAUUUAUUAAUGAUCAGACAGGACCAAAUCCAAAAUACAGAGGAUUCUUCCAUGGUGUUUCAGAAAUUGUUAGAGAACAAGGUAAGGUUUUUAAUUUUAACAUUGCUUCUUAACUGAUUAAGUUUUUCAUGUAUU
Molecule: messenger RNA, 745 nt
Organism: Centruroides sculpturatus (bark scorpion)
Lineage: Eukaryota; Metazoa; Arthropoda; Arachnida; Scorpiones; Buthidae
Product: putative tricarboxylate transport protein, mitochondrial
Exons: 3
Coding region: 145-723 (192 amino acids)
Biological process (GO): mitochondrial citrate transmembrane transport
Source: RefSeq, a predicted model, not a curated record